This is a messenger RNA of Triticum dicoccoides, 1026 nucleotides long. Its product is annotated as polygalacturonase inhibitor-like. NCBI's taxonomy places the organism in Eukaryota, Viridiplantae, Streptophyta, Magnoliopsida, Poales, Poaceae. The transcript has a single exon. The coding region runs from base 1 to 1026 and encodes 341 amino acids. Gene Ontology annotation, molecular function: protein binding. The record is from RefSeq and is a predicted model, not a curated record.
AUGAGGAUGCACUCACACGCCCUGCUCGUCCUCCUCUUCUGCUCUCUCCUAGUCCUCGUCGGCCCGGCCAACGCCGAGCCCUCUCCGGACCCGACCUACAAGGACUGCCACCCGGGCGACAAGGCAGCGCUGCUCGCCGUCAAGGCCGCCCUCGGGGAGCCCUACCUCUUGUCGGGGUGGAUACCUGAUCGCCCCUGCUGUGACUGGAACGGCGUCUCCUGCGACCACUUCACCGGCCGAGUAGUCAGCCUCGCCGUCUUCCAGGACGCCAACAUCACGGGCACCAUCCCCAGCGCCCUCGCUGGCCUCCCCCACUUGCAGGACCUCACCCUGCGCCACCUCCCAUUGCUGUCGGGCCCUAUACCGCCGGCGAUCGGCAAGCUCUCCAACCUCUCGAGCCUCCGCAUCUCCUGGACGGCCGUGUCGGGGCCCGUUCCAUCCUUCCUGGGCGCGCUCAAGAAGCUCACCUUCCUCGAGCCCUCCUUCAACUCGCUCACCGGGGCCAUCCCGGCGUCGCUGGGGGCCAUCCCCAACCAGUCCGGCAUCAACCUCAGCCGCAACCGCCUCACGGGCGCCAUCCCGAUGUUCCUCAGCAAGUCUGCGGACCAGGUCUACCUCUGGCUGUCGCACAACAACCUCAUGGGCCCCCUCCCGGCCGGCUUCGCCGCCGUGAACUUCACGCACUUCGACCUGUCGCGCAACGCCCUGACCGGCGACGCGUCGGGCCUCUUCGGCCGCGGGAAGGAGUUGCAGUACAUGGACCUGUCCCGCAACGACUUCAAUUUCGCCCUAUCAGCCGUGGUGCUCCCGGAGCAGAUCUACACCGUCGACCUGAGCCACAUUGCCAUCCAUGGCAUCAUCCCGGCGCAGGUCGCGAGCGCCGCCAACCUGAAUUUCUUCAACGUCAGCUACAAUAGGCUCUGCGGCCGCGUGCCGACCGGCGGGAACAUGGCGAGGUUCGAUCUCUACAGCUUCCAGCACAACAAGUGCCUCUGCGGUGCUCCCCUACCUCCAUGCAAGAAGUAA